GUUUCUCCCUGCGCCUUUGGGAGGAUUCGUCGCGAGCCCUGGGACUCGCUCUCUGGCUGCUUCUCUCCGUUUGUUUUGGGAGAUAACUCGUUUUGCUCCGGCCCGCGUCCCCUGACCCCUUCCCAUCGGAUGUUCUAGAUGACUGAAUGGAGUUUUGAGUUGGACUUCGGUGUCCCGGACGGAGUUGGGCCUGAUCCCAGAGCACUGGGGGUGGGGUGGAGGUGUUACUGUAAAAUGCAAGUUGGAUAAGGGAGGACCUCUCGCCAAGGGCCCCAAUGAGUGGCACACAGUCUACUAUCACCGACAGGUUUCCCCUAAAAAAACCUAUAAGGCAUGGAAGUAUUUUGAACCGAGAGUCACCAACAGAUAAGAAGCAGAAAGUUGAUCGCAUCGCAUCACAUGAUUUUGACCCCACAGAUAGCUCCUCCAAGAAGAAAAAGUCUAGUUCAGAGGAGAGUAGAUCCGAGAUAUAUGGUCUUGUUCAGCGUUGUGUAAUCAUCCAGAAAGAUGACAAUGGAUUUGGGCUGACGGUCAGUGGAGACAAUCCAGUCUUCGUACAGUCUGUCAAAGAAGAUGGAGCAGCCAUGCGGGCUGGAGUACAGACAGGUGAUCGAAUCAUCAAGGUGAAUGGAACUCUGGUGACUCAUUCAAACCAUUUGGAGGUGGUGAAGCUAAUCAAAUCUGGUUCCUAUGUAGCUCUCACUGUUCAGGGACGCCCACCUGGGUCGCCCCAGAUUCCACUUGCUGAUUCUGAAGUAGAGCCAUCAGUCAUUGGACAUAUGUCUCCCAUCAUGACAUCCCCUCAUUCACCUGGAGCAUCUGGGAAUAUGGAGAGAAUCACUAGUCCUGUGCUCAUGGGGGAGGAAAACAAUGUGGUUCACAACCAGAAAGUAGAAAUUCUGAGAAAAAUGUUACAGAAAGAACAGGAACGGCUGCAGUUAUUGCAGGAAGAUUACAACCGAACACCUGCCCAAAGAUUGCUAAAAGAGAUCCAAGAGGCCAAGAAACACAUUCCUCAGCUGCAAGAGCAGUUAUCCAAAGCCACAGGCUCUGCUCAGGAUGGAGCUGUAGUCACACCCUCCAGGCCUCCAGGUGACACCCCAACAGUCAAUGAGGCAGAAGUAGAUCCUGGAGAUGGACUGGGCAGGACUGACUGUUGCUGUGCAGAUGCUUCUCGGCCCAGUAGUGACAAUGCAGAUAGUCCCAAGAGUAGCCUGAAAGAGAGGAUUUAUCUAGAAGAAAAUCCAGAAAAAAGUGAAACAAUUCAGGACACUGACACUCAAUCUCUUGUCGGAAGUCCUUCAACCCGUGUGGCACCUCAUAUUAUUGGAGCAGAGGAUGAUGAUUUUGGUACCGAACAUGAACAGAUCAAUGGGCAGUGUAGCUGUUUCCAGAGCAUUGAACUGCUAAAAUCUCGCCCGGCUCACUUGGCUGUUUUUUUACAUCAUGUAGUUUCACAGUUUGACCCUGCAACCUUGCUAUGUUAUCUCUAUUCAGACCUAUAUAAACAGACCAAUUCCAAGGAAACUCGUCGCAUCUUCCUUGAGUUUCAUCAGUUUUUCCUAGAUCGAUCAGCACACCUGAAAGUUUCUGUUCCUGAUGAAAUAUCUCUAGAUCUAGAAAAGAGAAGACCUGAGCUUAUUCCUGAGGAUCUACAUCGCCACUAUAUCCAAACUAUGCAAGAACGAGUACAUCCAGAAGUUCAAAGGCACUUAGAAGAUUUUCGGCAGAAACGUAGUAUGGGACUGACCUUGGCUGAAAGUGAACUGACUAAACUUGAUGCAGAGCGAGACAAGGACCGGGUAACUUUGGAGAAGGAGCGGGCAUGUGCAGAGCAGAUUGUUGCCAAAAUUGAAGAAGUGUUAAUUACUGCUCAGGCUGUAGAAGAAGAUAAGAGUUCCACAAUGCAGUAUGUUAUUCUCAUGUACAUGAAGCAUUUGGGAGUAAAAGUGAAAGAACCUCGAAAUUUGGAGCACAAGCGGGGUCGAAUUGGAUUUCUUCCAAAAAUCAAGCAAAGUAUGAAGAAAGAUAGAGAAGGCGAAGAAAAAGGGAAGCGAAGAGGAUUCCCCAGUAUCCUGGGACCCCCACGGAGACCAAGCCGUCAUGACAACAGUGCAAUUGGCAGAGCCAUGGAACUGCAGAAGCCACGCCACCCUAAGCACUUAUCCACACCCUCAUCUGUGAGUCCUGAACCUCAGGACCCUGCUAAGUUACGCCAGAGUGGGCUAGCAAACGAAGGGACAGACAUUGGAUACCUGCCUGUCAAUUCCACAUCCUCUGUAGCUUCAGGGGCCACUUCUUCCCAGGAAGGAGGGAAAGAAAAUGAUACAGGAUCAAAGCAAGUUGGAGAAACCCCAACAUCUGGGGACUCCUUAGAUGGCACACCUCGUACUCUGAAUACUGUCUUUGACUUCCCACCCCCUCCAUUAGACCAAGUGCAGGAGGAGGAAUGUGAAGUAGAAAGGUUGACUGAACAUGGGACACCAAAGCCUUUUCGAAAGUUUGACAGUGUAGCUUUUGGAGAAAGUCAAAGUGAAGAUGAACAAUUUGAAAAUGACUUAGAGACAGAUCCACCCAACUGGCAGCAGCUUGUUAGUCGAGAAGUGUUAUUGGGACUAAAACCUUGUGAAAUCAAAAGACAAGAGGUGAUUAAUGAAUUGUUUUAUACUGAAAGAGCUCAUGUUCGAACACUGAAGGUUCUUGAUCAAGUGUUCUAUCAGCGAGUAUCCAGAGAAGGAAUUCUGUCACCUUCAGAACUACGGAAGAUUUUUUCAAACUUGGAAGAUAUUCUUCAGCUUCACAUUGGGUUGAAUGAGCAAAUGAAGGCUAUUCGAAAGAGAAAUGAGACCUCUGUUAUUGAUCAGAUUGGGGAAGAUUUGCUGACCUGGUUCAGUGGACCAGGAGAGGAAAAGUUGAAACAUGCUGCUGCUACCUUCUGCAGUAACCAGCCUUUCGCCCUGGAAAUGAUCAAGUCUCGUCAGAAAAAGGAUUCUCGGUUUCAAACUUUUGUGCAAGAUGCUGAGAGUAAUCCGCUGUGUCGUCGUCUUCAACUGAAGGAUAUCAUCCCCACCCAAAUGCAAAGACUUACUAAGUAUCCACUUCUGUUGGAUAAUAUUGCCAAAUACACAGCAGGUGGUGCUAUCUCAGCUGCUCGCCCCAGAGGGGGUGGGGCCGGACAGGGACAGCAGAGGCUGAAGAUGGCAAGAUGGCUGCCUGCCUCAGGGCAGACGGCAGGAGACUUACGCUGGGCAGGACGUCUCCGUCGCAGGAGAGGUAGCAGCGAUCCCAGCAGAUCUUCCCUGAAGGGGCUUCAAGGACUGAAGUUGUGA
Carlito syrichta (Philippine tarsier) is the source of this 3329-nucleotide messenger RNA. RefSeq names its product Rho guanine nucleotide exchange factor 12 (gene ARHGEF12). Lineage: Eukaryota; Metazoa; Chordata; Mammalia; Primates; Tarsiidae. The coding region runs from base 276 to 3329 and encodes 1017 amino acids. The transcript is spliced from 30 exons. Gene Ontology annotation, molecular function: GTPase activator activity; guanyl-nucleotide exchange factor activity; G protein-coupled receptor binding. The record is from RefSeq and is a predicted model, not a curated record. Gene Ontology annotation, cellular component: cytoplasm. Gene Ontology annotation, biological process: intracellular signal transduction; G protein-coupled receptor signaling pathway.